AUGUCAAGAACGUUAAAAGGCUGUGGGAAAAACCUAAACGGACUAUAUGACGAAAAUAUAAACAAAGAAUAUCUUAAGAAAUGGGAGUUACAACAGAGUUUGUUUAACACAGUGCGUUACAAUUUACCGACAUCUUGGACGUACGAUCAUAACGUUUGCAUAUGUCCUAGGGCUGUUCCAAGCGCAAAUUCUCAAACAUUAACUCAAGGCCAUAAAGAUUCCAGGGCAAUAUGUUUCUCUCAGCAGUAUGCAACGUGUACAGAACAUAUUGAACUUCAAGGAGAAACGAAAACUUGCACGAUAAGAAACAAGAGAUCUGUUGAGCGCCAUAGAAGAAAUAAUGAAAGGCUGUUUGCUCUCUCGUCAUUAAAUGAUAAUUUGCGUAGCCGAAUUCGCAAGAGUACUACCAAUACUCACAUGUCUGAAGAGCAAGCUUACAAAGAGUGCCUCGAUGUAUUCAGAUCAAAGCCGACAUACAACAUGAUAAAUGAUUUACCUGACAUAGCUUUGAACCAAUCAUUAUCUGCAUGUGUCAAUGAUAUGAUGAGUCGACAAAGUAGCGGCUAUAUUCAUGUUUCAGGAACGUGUGUAUGCAAAGACGAUUACGUCGGGGCUUCUUGUUUUGUAAAGAAAUCAACACCUCUAGAAUUUACCGAUAUAGAAGGUGGUGGUGAAUGCGAUCUUGCCGACGGAGACGAUUGUCACGAAUGUCUUCAGUUUCACACGGAUAACCUACUGAAAGGAUUCAAGUGCAGAAUUGAUAUAAAUGAUGUUGAUGUAAACGGAACAGUGGUCAAUUCUGAUAACCUCGAGCGUAACGGAGAGUAUGAAAGUGUAUUCGACGGAUAUUGCUGUCCUUCGGCUGCAGAGAAACGACGAAAGAAAAGGGAUGUCACAUCUCAUGGGUUUACUGUAAGAUACUCUGUAUCUAUAAGCAACGAUGGAAUACACUUUGGCCCAAGUAGGAAUGUUGAUGUCUUCGAUUCCACUUGUCAGUCAUUCGUCGUGAUGCCAACAGGCGAUCUCCUUUUUAGUUUGAAGGCAGACACAUGUUAUAUUGGUAACCAAUGCUACAGGGAUGGCGACCGAAGUCUUGUAAGUCCCAGCCUCAUUUGCUGUCCAACAGUUACAAGCUACCAGUGGACAAAUCGGCAAGAAUGUGAUACGCAACACAGUAAUUCGGAAAACAGCAGGGAUAGUAGUAAUGUUGAAGUUGUCAUCGUUUCUGUAUCAGUGACGGGAAUAUUGAUAGUUGCCUGUGUAGUGGUGUUUGCCAUUUGGACCUACAAAAAUAAAAAGAG
This is a messenger RNA of Ruditapes philippinarum (Manila clam), 1301 nucleotides long. RefSeq lists its product as uncharacterized. The record is from RefSeq and is a predicted model, not a curated record. The annotation marks the transcript as partial. The transcript is spliced from 7 exons. NCBI's taxonomy places the organism in Eukaryota, Metazoa, Mollusca, Bivalvia, Venerida, Veneridae.